Messenger RNA from Empidonax traillii (willow flycatcher), 660 nucleotides. It is a transcript of the gene GKN1, whose product is annotated as gastrokine 1. Lineage: Eukaryota; Metazoa; Chordata; Aves; Passeriformes; Tyrannidae. The transcript has 6 exons. The record is from RefSeq and is a predicted model, not a curated record. The annotation marks the transcript as partial. Gene Ontology annotation, biological process: regulation of cell population proliferation.
AACCAGGUCGGUCUUGGAAGACCUACAAAGAAGAUCACCUUUGUGACCAGUGGAUUGGUCAACAACCUCAACUCCUACGGAGCAGACAUCAUGGCCAUGUGCAGCGGACUCACCACCUACAUGAUUUUGACUGCAGUCCUUCUAGGACUCGUCCUGACUCCAGCCCUUGGUGAAUAUGCUCAGAAGGUGGAAGUAAGCAAGAAAAUCUCCACUGCUGGAGGCUACCAAAUUAUGACCAUGAAUAAAUACUGGCUGGUGGCAAGUGUGGAGCAAAGGACCCACCAUGGGUCAUGGAAAACCCUCUGGAACUACGACACGGGUUUUAUGGCAACCAAAGUGCUGCCAGAGAAAGCCUGCUACAUUUCCAUCAUGAACAGGACCGAGAUGCCCAGCUUUGAUGCACUUCCCCAGCUGGCUGCAGAGAGCAGGAAACACAACCGUCCAAGACCACCUGCAAAGGAGAUUCUGUUCACCCUCAUCAAGAGGAAUGUCCGGGACCUCGAGUCUUAUGGACCAGACACCUUCUCCAUGUGCAGAGGACUUACAACUUACGUGGCUUAUGAAGUUCAGGGACCACCACUCAGCCUCAGAUCAUGCAUUAGGCUUGAUGCCCUUCAGUAUUUGGCCCUUACCUACUGUCACGACAAUAACUAUGCCUGA